AAAGAUGCUCAUUGGCACCUUGACAGCCAUUUCACAGGCUGGCUCGCCCUAUAAGCAACCCAGUAGAGCACCAGCAGCCACCGAGAGCCUGUAAACUCCUGCGAGCAGAAGGGCCCUCCCCGCCCCCUCUCCCGCGCAGCUUGCUCUGCCCUCUGCCUCCUCCUCUCCGCCCACUCUCGCCGCGGUCUCCUGGCGGCGGCGGCUUUGUCUCGUGGGCUGGUCCCCAGCGGCUUCCUCCCCUGAACAGCUGCUGCCCGAGGGAGGAAGCGGCGCGGGAGCUGUCCGGCAUCCCGGUGCUGAAAACCCCGAGGGCUCGUUUUCCACCACUACCUUUAAGGGCCAUGAAAAGGGCUCGCCCUGGCGCAGCGCGGCCAUGGAGGAGGACUUAUUCCAGCUAAGGCAGCUGCCGGUGGUGAAAUUCCGUCGCACAGGCGAGAGUGCAAGGUCAGAGGACGACACGGCUUCAGGAGAGCAUGAGGUCCAGAUUGAAGGGGUCCGCGUGGGCCUAGAGGCCGUUGAACUGGACGAUGGGGCAGCUGUGCCCAAGGAGUUUGCUAAUCCCACUGACGAUACUUUCAUGGUGGAAGAUGCGGUGGAAGCCAUUGGGUUUGGAAAAUUUCAGUGGAAGCUGUCUGUUCUCACUGGCUUGGCUUGGAUGGCCGAUGCCAUGGAGAUGAUGAUCCUGAGCAUCCUGGCACCACAGCUGCACUGUGAGUGGCGACUCCCCAGCUGGCAGGUUGCAUUGCUGACCUCGGUGGUCUUUGUAGGAAUGAUGUCCAGCUCUACGCUCUGGGGAAACAUCUCAGACCAGUAUGGCAGGAAAACAGGGCUGAAGAUCAGCGUGCUCUGGACUCUGUACUACGGCAUCCUUAGUGCUUUUGCGCCUGUGUAUAGCUGGAUCUUGGUGCUCCGGGGCCUGGUGGGCUUUGGAAUUGGAGGAGUCCCCCAGUCGGUGACGCUGUAUGCUGAGUUCCUUCCCAUGAAAGCCAGAGCUAAAUGCAUCUUGCUGAUUGAGGUCUUCUGGGCCAUUGGGACAGUGUUUGAGGUCAUCCUGGCUGUGUUCGUGAUGCCCAGCCUGGGCUGGCGCUGGCUGCUCAUCCUCUCGGCUGUCCCACUCCUCCUCUUUGCUGUGCUGUGUUUCUGGCUGCCAGAGAGUGCAAGGUACGAUGUGCUGUCUGGGAACCAGGAAAAGGCAAUCGCUACCUUAAAGAGAAUAGCCACAGAAAAUGGAGCUCCCAUGCCACUGGGGAAACUCAUCAUCUCCAGACAGGAAGACCGAGGCAAAAUGAGGGACCUUUUCACACCCCACUUUAGAUGGACAACUCUGUUGCUGUGGUUUAUAUGGUUUUCCAAUGCGUUUUCUUACUACGGGUUAGUUCUACUCACUACAGAACUGUUCCAGGCAGGAGACGUCUGCAGCAUCUCCAAUCGGAAGAAGGCGGUAGAGGCAAAAUGCAGCCUGGCCUGUGAGUACCUGAGUGAGGAGGAUUACAUGGACUUGCUGUGGACCACUCUCUCUGAGUUCCCAGGUGUCCUGGUGACUCUGUGGAUCAUUGACCGCCUAGGCCGCAAGAAGACGAUGGCCCUGUGCUUCGCCAUCUUUUCCUUCUGCAGCCUCCUGCUGUUCAUCUGUGUUGGAAGAAAUGUGCUUACUCUGUUACUCUUCGUGGCAAGAGCAUUUAUUUCUGGAGGUUUUCAAGCAGCCUAUGUUUACACACCUGAGGUCUACCCCACGGCGACGCGGGCGCUGGGCCUGGGCACCUGCAGUGGCAUGGCAAGGGUCGGUGCUCUCAUCACGCCAUUCAUUGCCCAGGUGAUGCUGGAAUCCUCCGUGUACCUGACUCUGGCAGUUUACAGUGGCUGUUGCCUCUUGGCUGCCCUGGCCUCCUGCUUUUUGCCCAUUGAGACCAAAGGCCGAGGACUACAGGAGUCCAGCCACCGGGAGUGGGGCCAGGAGAUGGUCGGCCGAGGGGCGCAUGGCGCAGGUGUCACCAGGUCGAACUCUGGCUCUCAGGAAUAGUGACUGAUGAGGGGCUAAAUUGGUCUUUGAGGCUGUAGAGCUCGAGGGAGCUGGCAGAGCCCAGCUGGGGCACUGAUCGUCACUGCCGACAUCAAGAACUUACCCAAGAGUACGACCUGGACUGACAGGGUUUUGUGUCUUGACUCUGUUCAUAUUCAUUGAGGUCCACCGGGGGUGGGGAGGCGUUGGCUCUAGGGCGUUCUCUGCACAUGUGGGGGAAGGUUUGUUGAUAACCUGAGGAUCUGCAUGGGAACAUCGUCAUGUUAGGAGGGUCCAGUGAUGCCAGCAGCCAACCAGAUGCUACCCAGAGUCACCCGGUUACACCCUCCAUAAGCAACAAUCAAAAGUUCCCUGUAGAUACAGUCCAGGCCUGAGCGACACCUGCCAUCCACCGAGCAGACCUAUUUGGUAGGUUUCUCCCACACCCUGGCCCCAGGCUUUCUUCUCUGAGAUCGCAGGUGACCUAGAUAUGGCUGAGCAGCUUUUUCUGGGGUCAGAAAGAUGCUCCCUUGGCAGGGGCCCCUGCAGUUGCCUCCCCAGGGCCUGAGGAGUGGUGACUCUGGAUGUGCAUUCCAGAACUUGAGCCUCCACCUGGUCCCCGCUGGAGUUGUUGUGUCUGGCUCCAAGGGAUCCAGAUGUGUCCCUAGGGACAGCUGAGCUUGUAUCACAUGACAGCCUUAGAAAGCUGUUGCCUCCUAGGGGUAGGGACUGAGGCAAAGGGAGGUAAGAGUCAAGGCCAAAACCAGGAAAGCAGUGAAGGCCAGGUUGAGUUUCUUUUCUGGCCCCCUCCUUGGUCAGGCUGAAUGG
Molecule: messenger RNA, 2827 nt
Organism: Otolemur garnettii (small-eared galago)
Lineage: Eukaryota; Metazoa; Chordata; Mammalia; Primates; Galagidae
Gene: SVOP
Product: SV2 related protein
Exons: 16
Coding region: 374-2020 (548 amino acids)
Biological process (GO): transmembrane transport
Cellular component (GO): membrane
Molecular function (GO): transmembrane transporter activity
Source: RefSeq, a predicted model, not a curated record